CUAAGUAUGAAGACUGCUUCUACAAACAUUUGGGAAAGAAUGGGUCGCUCUCAGAAGCCCAGUGAAUUCAAGCAUGGUAUCAUGAUAGGUUGCCACCUGUGCAAUAGGUCCAUCCGUGAAAUUUCCUUGCUACUAAAUAUUCAACGCUCAACUGUUAGUGGUAUUAUAACAAAGUGGAAGCAACUGGGAACAACAGUAACAAACCACACUGCCAAUGGACUCUAGAGCAGUGGAGGCGUGUUCUCUGGAGUGCUGAAUCACACUUCUCUGUCUGGCAAUCCGAUGAAUGUGUCUGGGUUUGGCAGUUGCCAGGAGAAGGGUACUUGCAUGACUGCAUUGUGCCAAGUGUAA
This is a messenger RNA of Staurois parvus, 351 nucleotides long. The record is from the annotation of a GenBank genome assembly. Lineage: Eukaryota; Metazoa; Chordata; Amphibia; Anura; Ranidae.